GUGCUUAUGAGAGCACUUGGUCUUGUCCUCCUAGUUGCUGCGUCAUGUUGGUCAAUCACAGAUGUUGAACGAGCACAAAUGCUUGAGGCUCAUCACCAAGUGCGACAAAGUGUGAACCCGCCUGCUGCUAGCAUGAAAUUGAUGAGGUAUUCGAAGAAGCUGGAAACGCUGGCUGACAAGUGGGCUCGUCGAUGCGAGUUCGAGCAUCCGAAUGGAGACGAACAUCCAGAAUAUCAUGCGCUUGGACAAAAUCUCGCCCUCGCCAUCGGUUUUAAGCCGCCUUUAACUGAGGCUUCUUGUGGUUGGACAGGAGAAGUUAAGUUUUAUCAGUAUGCCAAUGAUUCGUGCAGUCACAUUUGUGACCACUAUACACAGGUGAGUUUAUUUGUGCGCCUAGAACAAUGCAUCGCUCCUUCAUUGUGGUCGGAGGUGCAUGUAAUGCCCUUCUUCAACCUCCACAUUUGCCUACCGAAAUAUGUCGAUAUGGUGUGGGCAGACACGACAGAAGUAGGAUGUUCAAUGAGGAGAUGCGAUGGACUUAGACCGAAGCAGAAUAACCCACAAUAUAUUACUGUCUGUCAAUACAGUCCUAUGGGAAAUUACAUUGGCAGGAAACCCUACACUGAAGGACCGAGUUGCAGCCAGUGCGCCAAAGGAGAGCAAUGCUACCGCAACCAGUGCGUAAAAGGUUUUCAGUGGAAGAGAGUAUUUCCCUUAUCUAAGCUCCCACAUCUCAAGGAUAGAACGAUGCCAAAAUGCAAACCUACUGAAUUUUAUUCCAGCGUGAUAUACAGGGGAGCAUAA
Messenger RNA from Hydatigera taeniaeformis, 804 nucleotides. Lineage: Eukaryota; Metazoa; Platyhelminthes; Cestoda; Cyclophyllidea; Taeniidae. The record is from the annotation of a GenBank genome assembly.